Molecule: messenger RNA, 255 nt
Organism: Colletotrichum higginsianum IMI 349063
Lineage: Eukaryota; Fungi; Ascomycota; Sordariomycetes; Glomerellales; Glomerellaceae
Product: Endoribonuclease YSH1
Exons: 2
Coding region: 1-255 (84 amino acids)
Biological process (GO): mRNA 3'-end processing by stem-loop binding and cleavage
Cellular component (GO): mRNA cleavage and polyadenylation specificity factor complex
Molecular function (GO): RNA binding; RNA endonuclease activity; 5'-3' exonuclease activity
Source: RefSeq, a predicted model, not a curated record
AUGGCGUCCAAACGAAAAGCCUCGGCCAUGGCAGCCACAGUCUCCGAGGAACCAGUUGACCCAGCGGACGAGUUGAUGUUUCUUUGCCUUGGGGGUGGAAACGAGGUCGGCAGGUCAUGUCACAUCAUCCAAUACAAAGGAAAGACGGUCAUGCUCGAUGCUGGUCAACACCCGGCGUACGACGGCCUCGCGGGGCUUCCUUUUUUCGAUGACUUCGACCUCAGCACAGUCGACGUACUUCUGAUCAGCCAGUAA